AUGCCUAUCCCAAUUCCCACGGCAGACAAGCUUGUCGACCUCUUCAGCUUGAAGGGCAAAGUUGUCGUCGUCACCGGCGCCUCAGGCUCCCGCGGAAUUGGUUUCGAAGUAGCUCGCGGGGCUGCCGAAUUGGGAGCUAAUGUGAUCAUCACAUACUUCUCUCGCGAGACGGAAGCCGUGGAGAACACAAAGAAACUGUCCGCCGAGUUCGACGUAAAGGCCAGCGCAUACCACUGUGACGUUUCCAAUUAUGACUCUGUCGAGACCUUUGUGCAGACUGUGAUUAAGGAUUUCGGGCAGAUUGACGGUUUCGUGAUCAAUGCCGGACAGGCCGCUGAAUGUGGCGUGCUUGACGGCUCUGUUGAGGACUGGAUGAAGGUCAUCCAAGUCGAUCUGAAUGGCGUGUUCCACUGUGCCAAGGCUGUCGGCACACACUUCAAGGAGCGUGGCACAGGCUCGUUGGUAAUCACAUCAUCCAUGUCGGGUCAUAUUGCGAACUUCCCUCAGGAGCAGACUUCUUACAAUGUUGCCAAGGCGGGCUGUGUGCAUCUGGCCAAGUCGUUGGCUAACGAGUGGAGGGACUUUGCUCGUGUGAACUCUGUUUCCCCCGGUUAUAUUGACACUGGUCUUUCAAGCUACAUCAGCAAAGAGACCAAGGACUUGUGGAGGUCUCUUAUUCCUAUGGGUCGUGAUGGUAUCUCAAAGGAGCUGAAGGGCAUUUAUGUAUACUUGCUCAGUGACGCGAGCUCUUACACGACUGGCUCUGAUAUUUUGGUUGAUGGCGGCUACUGCGCUCGUUGA
This is a messenger RNA of Penicillium brevicompactum, 801 nucleotides long. RefSeq names its product SDR family oxidoreductase. Gene Ontology annotation, molecular function: oxidoreductase activity, acting on NAD(P)H, oxygen as acceptor. The transcript has a single exon. The record is from RefSeq and is a predicted model, not a curated record. Lineage: Eukaryota; Fungi; Ascomycota; Eurotiomycetes; Eurotiales; Aspergillaceae. The coding region runs from base 1 to 801 and encodes 266 amino acids. Gene Ontology annotation, cellular component: intracellular anatomical structure.